Molecule: messenger RNA, 1492 nt
Organism: Salvia miltiorrhiza (redroot sage)
Lineage: Eukaryota; Viridiplantae; Streptophyta; Magnoliopsida; Lamiales; Lamiaceae
Product: nicotinamidase 1-like
Exons: 5
Coding region: 666-1376 (236 amino acids)
Biological process (GO): pyridine nucleotide salvage
Molecular function (GO): nicotinamidase activity
Source: RefSeq, a predicted model, not a curated record
AUUUUAAGUAAUUAUUGUUGUAAUUAAAAGCAACAAUCGAAAUGAAUAAAGAUACGACAAUUAUUAUUUUUACUUACGAGAACUUGUAUUUUUUAUUUAUUUGGUCAAAUAAUUAAUGUCUUAAAAAAUUAAUCAUUGAUACGAACAAAUGUAAAUAUUUUACAUUAUCUUUUUUCAUAAUAAUUUGUGCCACAAUUCUCCGCGGCCGCGCCCUGAGCUGCGGUCAAAGCCGCCCUUGUGCCCGAACUCGCGCUGUCAGGUGUGGUUGCGCCCAUGCCUUGUGGCACGUCGGCGCACUGCUGCCGACGGUCACGCCGUCUCCAUCUGAUCCGGUUUUAUGGAUGAGAUGGGUCUCAUGGGAGACCGAGUCAAAUAAAUUAAUUUGAUUUAGUUGAUAAGCAUAUUUAUAUAUGUUGAAUAUCCAAGCAUUAGGUGCCGUGUAUAUCUAAAGCGAUAAAGUCCGUAGUGAUAGUGAGUGGAUUUCCAUUGUCUCAGAAGCCGCCAAAACUAGUAAAGAAAAAGUCAGUGGCUAAGCCGUUGAUGUUGAUGAUGAUGAAUAUGUUAUGCCGUGUCCAUAUAUUUAACUCGAGUCUUUGGCAUCAGAAUAUUUAAUUUCAGCAAUUUUGAGCAGCUACCAAAUCUAACUAAACUAUUGGGGGGCAAAAAUGGAGAUUUUGAGAGAUGAGAUUCCUGUAGAGGAGGAGUCAGUGUUGAUAUCUGAUGAGUGCAAGGCUGGUUUGGUUCUUGUAGACAUCAUCAAUGGCUUCUGCACCGUCGGAGCUGGCAACCUAGCGCCAAGGGAAGCCAACACGCAGAUAUCGGAGAUGAUUGAAGAAUCAGCAAAUGUUGCCAAAGUGUUUUGUGAGAAAAAAUGGCCUGUGCUUGCUUUCCUUGAUUCACACCAUCCUGCCAAACUGGAGCACCCUUAUCCUUCACACUGUAUCAGCGGCACCCAUGAAUCCAACCUCGUCCCUCGUCUGAGAUGGAUCGAAGAAGAGCCAAACGUGACGAUUAAGCGCAAAGAUUGCUACGACGGCUUCGUGGGUUCGAUCCAGGAGGAUGGUUCCAAUACCUUUGUUGAUUGGGUCAAGAAGAACAAGAUACAACUUUUGGUGGUGGUAGGCAUCUGCACAGACAUCUGCGUGUUGGACUUUGUAUGCUCCACAAUAUCAGCUAAGAACCACGGCCUCCUCCACCCUCUAAACGACGUUGUUGUCUACUCCAAAGCAUGUGCUACCUUCGAUUUCCCUGCUUCUCAGGCUGCAAACUCCAAACACCUUCAACCUCACCCUCAGGAGCUGAUGCAUCAUAUAGGGCUUUACAUGGCCAAAGGGAGAGGCGCCAAGAUCGCCACACAACUUACCUUUCAUCACUGAACUCCAUGUUAUAUAAUAUAUACUGUGUGCAGUGUGCUGUGCAAUCUCUACUAAACAAAACACAUGUACCUCUAUCAAAUAAAAAUGCUCAUGCUUUCAUCGACUUCACAACAAAA